Molecule: messenger RNA, 2138 nt
Organism: Brassica oleracea var. oleracea
Lineage: Eukaryota; Viridiplantae; Streptophyta; Magnoliopsida; Brassicales; Brassicaceae
Product: serine-rich adhesin for platelets
Exons: 6
Coding region: 68-1897 (609 amino acids)
Biological process (GO): cortical microtubule organization
Cellular component (GO): cortical microtubule
Source: RefSeq, a predicted model, not a curated record
AAAAACUACACCUUCCUUCCUUUCUCCGCCUCAUAAAUAAAUAUAUAUAAAAAAAAAAAAGGGGAGUAUGAUUGAUGAAGGCAAGAUGAACAUGCAACGUGAUAAACUACUAGAGAGUACAAUUGUAAGCAACUCUUUCUCCACAUACAGCCUUGAUUCCAGGGCUUCUCUCUCUCCAGCAACAACAAUGAACAGGAAUCUCAGAGAGUCUCUCGCCGGUGGGAGGAAUACUCCGGCGAUCUCACAGUUUCGCAGAGGCAAUAACAACAACAACCUCUCUCAGAACGGUUUCUCUAGAGAUUCCGAUGAGAAUCUGGAUCUCUUCUCCAAGAUCCGCCGCUCGUUCCCGUUGUCUUCUUCAGACGAAUUACCCGACGUUUCUGCUAAACUCGGGAGGCUCUCUGUCGGAUCCAAACCAGCUCCCAGAGGCAAAGGUGAUGAUCUUUUGUCCUCUGCUGAAGGAGGCAAAAAUGAUUAUGACUGGCUUCUUACUCCACCUGGAACACCUCUUGGAAACGACUCUCAUUCAUCUUUGGCUGCUCCAAAGAUUACACCUUCCGCUAGAGCCAGCUCUGCUUCAAAGGCAUCAAGGCUUUCGAUUUCACAGUCUGAGACAAGUUACCACUCCACACGUCCAGCUAGAAGCAGCUCCGUGACGCGCCCAUCCCUCUCCACCUCACAAUACAGCUCAUUUACUUCAAACCGUUCACCAUCAUCAAUCCUAAACACUAGCUCAGCUUCUGUCUCAUCCUACAUCAGACCUUCAUCCCCUAGCUCCCGUUCCUCAUCUUCCGCUAGACCUUCCACUCCCACCCGUACUUCUUCAGCAUCACGCGCCUCAACUCCGUCAAGAAUCCGUCCCGGGUCAUCUAGCUCAUCCAUGGACAAGCCCAGACCGUCCCUGAGCUCGAGACCAUCGACUCCAACAUCAAGACCACAGAUUACAGCUAACUCCCCAAACAUAGUUGCUUCUAGACCAAACUCUCGUCCUUCUACGCCUACGCGUCGAACCCCAUCCAUCUCAUCUGCAUCUGCAACAUCAGGAUCAAAUAUUUCAAGCGGACGUGGAGCAGCAAACGGUCGUGUCACACCUUCAUUGUCUAGGCCAAGCUCUCCUGGACCUAGAGUCAGAACCACCCCUCAACAGCCGAUUGUGUUAGCAGACUUCCCUCUUGAUACACCACCUAAUCUCAGAACAUCUCUCCAGGGAAGACCAAUAUCAGCUGGGAGGUCUAGACCAGCAGCUGGUAGCAGCAUCACGGCGAAGGCAAGUCCAGAACCAAAAGGUCCACUGACGAGAAGGAACUCAUCUCCUGUUGUGACUAGAGGAAGACUCGCAGAGACUCAAGGAAAAGGCCGUUAUGGUGGUGGUAAUGGACUGCAACACCACAUGGAUGCACCAGAGCCUCGGAGGAUUUCAAACGUUGCAGAUGUAACUUCACGGAGAACCCUGAAGACUUCUUCAACUGUCACUGAUAAUAACAAUGGGCUUGGGAGGUCAUUCUCAAAAAAUUCACUUGAUAUGGCCAUCAGGCAUAUGGACAUAAGAAACGGUAAGUCAAACGGUUGUGCACUAUCAACCACGACGUUAUUCCCUCAGAGCAUCAGACAAGCCUCGUCCAAGAUACAGCCGAUCCGUUCAGUAAAUAACCAUUCGGAUUCUAUUAGCAGUAGCGGCGCAGAGAACGGGAACGAAGCAAACGAGGGAAGAAGACUGAUGGGGAAGCUGAGCGACAUGGACAUGUAUGAGAGCUCGAGGUAUGACGCUUUGUUGCUGAAGGAGGACGUCAAGAACACAAACUGGUUACAUAGCAUUGAUGAUAGAUCAUCAGAUCACGGACUCAUGUUUGACAAUGGAGGAUUCGAGCUUCUUCCUGAGCCCUUUGGCCCACUAUAACACACACAUAUCACAAGUAAACAAACUUUUUUUCUUUCUUUCGAAAACCACUUUUCUCUCUUUUUCAUUUAUUUAUUACACACAAUUUGUUUGCUUGUCAAUGGUGUGGAAAGAGACGGAUUAUCAGAUAUAAGGGUUAUUGGUUCUUUGGUUAUUGAUUCUUGAGUAAGGUUUGUAACUUUGUAGUUAUGUAAUAUUUUUCUAAGAGAUGGUAACGUAACGUGGGACCUGAAAUUCUAUA